Molecule: messenger RNA, 1889 nt
Organism: Dromiciops gliroides (monito del monte)
Lineage: Eukaryota; Metazoa; Chordata; Mammalia; Microbiotheria; Microbiotheriidae
Gene: AGTR2
Product: angiotensin II receptor type 2
Exons: 2
Coding region: 106-1257 (383 amino acids)
Biological process (GO): blood vessel diameter maintenance; immune response; G protein-coupled receptor signaling pathway
Cellular component (GO): membrane
Molecular function (GO): angiotensin type II receptor activity
Source: RefSeq, a predicted model, not a curated record
AGAAGGAAACCAGAGAUCUGCAGUUCUUCAUGUUCUGAAGUCCAGAGGAAGAGCUAAGCAGAGUCGUGGAAUAUUUUUUCAGUCUACAUUUUAAGGCAAAGGAGUAUGACCAAUGACUUGAGUUCACAAAGAUUUCAGGCUGAUAUUUCACUGACCCCCUUUGAUAUAAAGAACAACUAUUCAUCUUCCAUCAAAAGCGCCAAUAUGGUGAACGAUCCAUACAUAGGACCCAUAAACACAUCCAACAAUAAUGCAUCGACAGCUAAAUGCUUGCUGAAGCUCUCGGGGUAUCACUUAGCCUUCAUUCCUGCUCUCUACUAUAUUAUCUUUGUCCUUGGUUUAAUUGGCAACAGUGUGGUAGUUUCCCUGUUCUGUUGCCACCGAGGGCCCAAAAAGGUUGCCAGUAUUUACAUCUUUAACCUUGCCAUGGCAGACCUGCUGUUUCUAGCCACUCUGCCACUCUGGGCCACUUAUUACUCUUAUGGCUACAACUGGUUUUUUGGCUCAGUGAUGUGCAAAAUCUCCAGUGCCCUCCUGUGUCUGAACAUGUAUGCCAGUGUGUUUUUUAUCACCUGCAUGAGCAUAGACAGGUACCAAGCUGUCGUCUACCCCUUCCAAUCCCAGAGAAGAACCCCAUGGCAGAUGUCAUUUAUCGUGCCCCUUGUGUGGGGGCUGGCCUGCGUGUCCUCCCUGCCAACAUUUUAUUUCCGAGACACCAAGCCUAUUGAGCACUUGGGAGUGAAUGCCUGUAUCAUGGCCUUCCCUCCUGAGAAGUAUUCACAGUGGUCGGCAGGGAUGGCCUUUAUGAAGAAUGCACUUGGCUUUCUGAUCCCCUUGGUGUUCAUUGCCACAUGCUAUGCUGGCAUCCGAAAGCACUUAAUGAAGGCAAGUGGAUUUGGGAAGAACCAGCUCAUGAGAGACAGGGUACUGAAGAUGGCAGCUGCAGUUGUCCUGGCUUUUGUUAUCUGCUGGCUCCCCUUCCACGUUCUAACCUUCUUGGAUACCCUGGCAUGGCUGCAUGUCAUCACUAACUGUGAUGUGAUCUCAGCCAUCGACACUGCCAUGCCUUUUGGCAUCUGCAUGGGCUUUGCGAACAGCUGCAUCAAUCCCUUUCUCUACUGUUUUGUUGGCAAUCAGUUCCAAGAGAGAUGUCGGCGCCUCUUUAAGCUGAGAGUUUCUCAGCUCCGCAAGAAUAGAGAUAGCAUGUCUUCCAGAAAAGGGAAUUCUCUUAAGGAAGUGGAGACCCUAAUGGAAUGAAGUCAUACAAGGUUCUAAUGCAACGACUCGGGCUUUCGUGGAUAAGAAUUAAUGGCUUUGGGAAAAGAAGCAUCUUUCUAUUCAAAACUGACUUCCAAAAAAAAAUUGACUUUCUGACUCUUCAAAAACUAGAAAAGAAUGGAAACCUCCCUUCAUUCAAGGAAUUUCAACUUGUUUCUCCCACUUCUCCUGGGGUGAGGCCUUCCCUGGUGAGACAGACCCAUAACCUAGAAACUAUUUGGAAGUUUUCUCAAACAGCAAAUAGGCUGAGAAGAGCAGUCUACUAGGAAGACCAGCUCUUCUGCUUUCCUAAAGAAGCACAUUUUACCCCAUGGACUGGAGUCAUAGGUGCUAUCAUCCUCACUGAUGUUUCCUCAUCAUGUGGCGAAGACCCACUCAAGGUUCUUGAAGAUUCUACCAGUGAAGAUCACCAGCAGGCCCUACCAAACUGGAAGUGUCUUAAACAUAGUCUUGGCUAGGGACUGUGUGUCUAUUUUCCAAGGGCAACUUGGAAUCGAUCAACAAGUAUUUAUUGAGUACCUACUGUGUACAAGGUAAUCAAUAAAUACUUCUUUAAAAAUACUCUAUCAGCAGAUUUGGCCACUUUUUUUUUUUUAACCACAGCAAUUCAC